AUGAAAAUUAUAAUUCUUCUUGGACUCAUAGGAGUUACAUCAUCAGCCCCGCUUGUCUCACAGCGUCUGUUGUCUGCUAGCAACAGUCAUGAGUUACUACUGAAUCUUAAUAAUGGUCAACUUUUGCCACUGCAAUUUCAGGGUGCAUUUAACUCCUGGAUUCCUGCCUUCCCUGGGUUUCUGCAGCAGCAGCAGCAGCAGGCUCAGGUCUCAGGACGCCCACAGCUCCCACUGUCAACACUAGAGAGCUUUGCUGGCCUUUUCCCAAAUCCUUUCUCAAGACAGGUUGGGGUUGUCCAAGGAGGCCAGGCUGGUCAACCAGAACUGUCACAGGCGCAGACAGCACCACAGACCCAACAGGGCACUAACCUUAUGUCCUAUGUGGUUCCCUUCAAAGUGCCUCAAGAUCAAGCACAGGUGCCUCAGUACUACCCUGUUUACAUGCUCCUGCCCUGGGAACAACCUCAGCUGACUGUCACAUCACCACCACAGCAAACCGGGCAGCAGCUGUUUGAGGAACAGAUACCAUUCUAUAAUCAGUUUGGAUACAUACCACAGCAAGCAGAGCCUGCUGUACCAGGAGGACAGCAGCACCCAGCUUUUGACGCCUUUGUAGGCACAGCUCCUGAAACUCCUGGGAUGCCAGCAGAAGGAGGGCCACUGUAUCCACAGAGAGAACCGAUCACCUUCAAGCAUGACAAUGCAGGGGUUCUCAUGCCUUCAGCUUCACCAAACCCUAGCACGGACAAUUUUUUCACUUCUGGAAUAGAUCCGACUAUUGCCCCAGUACUUCCAGAACAGAAGGCCAAGACUGAUAGCCUAAAAGAACCAUAA
Messenger RNA from Acomys russatus (golden spiny mouse), 834 nucleotides. RefSeq names its product odontogenic, ameloblast associated (gene Odam). The record is from RefSeq and is a predicted model, not a curated record. Lineage: Eukaryota; Metazoa; Chordata; Mammalia; Rodentia; Muridae. Bases 1 to 834 code for a protein of 277 amino acids. The transcript is spliced from 10 exons.